CCUGUGCAAGCGGCGACGUGACAAAUGUCUGGUCCCGAGUCGCCUCUGGGGUUCGCGGGCCCAUCAAGCCGAUGGUGGGAGACCUUGGGGAGUGUGAGGGAAGCGGUCAGUGUCCGGCGAAGAAGCUGGGCCUCCGUCCCCCCUGGUGGCGUACAAACGGCGACGUACAAGCAAUUAGCUACCAAAUCCCCAACAGGACUUAAGAGAGCCGUUUUGGGCUGGAUUUAUCCUCGCAAUUACGCACAAAUCAGCCCCAGCCAGCGGUGGCGGAGGCUCUGUCGGGGGGGCCGUGGCGGUCCCUCUCCGCUCGUCACAGGGAGGUGCCGGCGGGGCCCCCUCGCAAACAUCACCUUACAAAUGGGUCGCCGUCGCUGCCAUCAAUCCCACCCUGUGCUGCUUCUGCCCCACCGCCAUCACCCGCGCUGGAGACAGAUAUAUAAAGGCAGCGCCAAAGCAAAAAGGGAAGUGCUUUGAGACAGAGCAGGCCUGGCAACAUGGAAGCUGCCCGCCUUCUGCUCGCCCUGGCAUUGCUCUCCGGCAGCCUCAAGCCAAGCCGAAGCCUUGAGGAGGGGAUCGGCUCCCAAGAGGCAGAGGAGCCCGACGGCUACCCUGAGAGACUCUUCAGCUGGAUGCUGCAAGAAAAUGAGGACCAUCCUGUCCAGAUUCCCCCUGAGGAGCAUCCCCUGGGCGUCCUUCUCCGCUCCCUCCUUCAUGCUGUGCAGAGACCUGGUCGCAGCCCCUCCUUCCUGUUCCAGCCCCAAAGAUUUGGCCGUGAGGCUCGGGCCAGCUCCAGCAGCGGUGGCCUAAUCAAGCCACGGGCUUGGGACGCCGUGGCUCCUCAGUUUCUGAGCAUGGCUGUUCCGCAGCGCUUUGGCAAGAAGAAAUGAAGUCGAGGACAGCAACGCACAGAACUGCCACCACCCGGUCCUUGCACCGAGAACUAGUGCCACACUGGGUCGAAAAGCCUCCCCUUCCACUUGUCCUUCUGUGUCGUCCCUGGGUUACCCGGGUGACUGACCCUCCUGUUUAGGGGUUUGUGCUUUGCCACUUGCUAACAAUAAAAAUGGUUACAUCUUGGAA
This is a messenger RNA of Podarcis raffonei (Aeolian wall lizard), 1080 nucleotides long. RefSeq names its product neuropeptide FF-amide peptide precursor (gene NPFF). The record is from RefSeq and is a predicted model, not a curated record. The transcript has 3 exons. Gene Ontology annotation, biological process: excitatory postsynaptic potential. Gene Ontology annotation, cellular component: axon terminus; dendrite; perikaryon. Gene Ontology annotation, molecular function: G protein-coupled receptor binding; neuropeptide hormone activity. NCBI's taxonomy places the organism in Eukaryota, Metazoa, Chordata, Lepidosauria, Squamata, Lacertidae. Bases 495 to 887 code for a protein of 130 amino acids.